AUGGAUAAUACCACAUUUGUCUUGUAUCCUGAAAUUGCUUCUGCGGUGGGAGCCAUUAAGAAGCAGCAGCUAUGGCUCAGUGAUCCUAUGAACUUGGGCCUCAGCAAGGGCCGCAGGGUGACUAAGAACAUGAGCAAGCCGAGGCACAGCUGCCAUUGCGGGCACCUCCCCAAGCACACCAGGUUUGUGUGGGACAUGAUCCGAGAGGUGUGUGGCUUCACCCCGUACAAGCAUCGUGGCAUGGAGUUUCUCAAGGUCUGCAAGGACAAGCAUGCCCUCAAGUUCAUCAAGAAAAGGGUGGGGACACACAUCAGUGCCAAGAGGAAGAGAGGGGAGCUGAGCAACCUCCUGGGAGCCAUGAGGAAAGUGGCAGCCAAGAAAGAUUGA
Messenger RNA from Neomonachus schauinslandi (Hawaiian monk seal), 387 nucleotides. Its product is annotated as 60S ribosomal protein L36-like. The transcript is spliced from 2 exons. Gene Ontology annotation, biological process: cytoplasmic translation. NCBI's taxonomy places the organism in Eukaryota, Metazoa, Chordata, Mammalia, Carnivora, Phocidae. The coding region runs from base 1 to 387 and encodes 128 amino acids. Gene Ontology annotation, cellular component: cytosolic large ribosomal subunit; ribosome. The record is from RefSeq and is a predicted model, not a curated record. Gene Ontology annotation, molecular function: structural constituent of ribosome.